AUGAGUUUUCUUCACGUAGUUGGGUUUGGUCUAAAGGUGGGGCAUCUGCUUUUGAUGCUAUGUUGCUGGAUUGUGUCUGUAAUUUCCAUGAACUGGUUCAUAAAUAGUGCAAUAAUGGACACUAAGACUGGUUUGCUUGGGGAUAGUGACAAGAUGUGGCUCAAAUGGUGGGAGAAGAUCUCAGGGAACAGUUGGAAGAUUCAGCAUCACUACUUCCAGUAUAUUGGGUCCAAGAGAGUCACGAAAGCAUGGUGGAGGAAGCUUUUGAUUACAUGGGUACUUGGUUGGACCGUUGUGUCUCUGUGGAUCUUCUGUUACAUGAGGCUACAAGUUACUGAGAAGAGGAAAGAGACCCUUGCUAGUAUGUGCGACGAAAGGGCUAGGAUGUUACAGGAUCAGUUUAAUGUGAGUAUGAAUCAUAUUCAAGCCAUGUCCAUUAUGAUCUCAACCUUCCACCAUGGCAAGAACCCAUCUGCCAUUGAUCAGAGGACUUUUGCGAGGUACACGGAAAGAACUGCUUUUGAGAGGCCCAUCACAAGUGGUGUGGCAUAUGCUGUACGGGUGCUCCACUCAGAAAGGGAACAAUUCGAGAAGCAACAAGGCUGGACUAUUAAGAGGAUGGAUACUCUCGAACAAAACCCCGUUCAUGAGGAUGAUUAUGCCCCAGAAGCCUUAGAGCCGUCCCCAAUUCGGGAAGAAUAUGCUCCUGUCAUCUUUGCACAGGAUACCAUUUCUCACGUGGUUUCACUUGAUAUGCUCUCGGGGAAGGAAGAUCGUGAGAAUGUGUUGCGUGCAAGAGAAUCAGGAAAGGGGGUUCUAACUGCUCCUUUCAGACUAGUGAAAACAAACCGUCUGGGAGUUAUAUUGACAUUUGCUGUCUACAAGACAGACCUCUCCUCAAAUGUUACGCCAAAGGAGAGGAUUCAAGCAACUGAUGGGUAUCUUGGUGGAGUAUUUGAUAUUGAAUCACUUGUGGAGAAGUUGCUUCAACAGCUUGCUAGUAAACAGACCAUCCUCGUGAAUGUGUAUGACACUACCAAUCCCUCACAUCCAAUCAGCAUGUAUGGUUCAAACGUAUCGAAUGAUGGUUUGCAGCAUGUCAGCACCCUUAAUUUUGGAGAUCCCAUCAGGAAGCAUGAGAUGCAUUGCAGGUUCAAACAAAAACCACCAUGGCCUUGGCUUGCAAUAACAACUUCUAUUGGCAUCCUCGUGAUUGCUUUACUUGUUGGAUAUAUAUUCCAUGCAACUGUGAAUCGAAUUGCCAAAGUAGAAGAUGAUUACCAUCAGAUGAUGGAGCUCAAAAAACGAGCUGAGGCUGCUGAUGUUGCCAAAUCUCAGUUCCUCGCUACCGUCUCCCAUGAGAUCAGAACCCCAAUGAAUGGUGUUCUUGGAAUGUUGGAUAUGCUCAUGGACACAGUUCUAGAUGUUACUCAACAAGAUUACGUCGGAACUGCACAGGCCAGUGGAAAAGCUCUAGUCUCACUCAUAAAUGAGGUUUUAGACCAGGCAAAGAUUCAAUCUGGUAGGCUUGAGCUUGAGGCAGUGCGGUUUGAUCUACGAGCAAUUUUGGAUGAUGUUCUGUCACUCUUUUCUGGAAAGUCUCAAGAAAAAGGAGUGGAGCUGGCAGUUUAUAUCUCAGAUCAAGUUCCUGAAAUGCUAAUUGGUGAUCCAGGAAGGUUUCGUCAAAUCAUUACCAAUCUUAUGGGUAACUCAAUCAAGUUCACAGAGAAAGGACACAUAUUUGUCACUGUUCAUCUCGUCGAGGAGGUGAUUGGUUCAAUAGAUGUUGAGACAGAAUCAUCAUCAAAGAACACAUUCAGUGGAUUCCCUGUUGCAGAUAGGCGACGCAGCUGGGAAGGAUUUAAGACUUUCAGUCGAGAGGGAUCCACUUGUCCUCUCUCAUUGUCCUCCUCUGACCUUAUCAACCUAAUUGUAUCUGUGGAGGAUACAGGAGUAGGGAUCCCUCUGGAAGCACAUUCUCGUGUUUUCACUCCUUUUAUGCAGGUGGGUCCUUCUAUCUCCCGAACACAUGGAGGCACGGGUAUUGGCCUAAGCAUAAGCAAGUGCUUAGUUGGCCUAAUGAGUGGGGAAAUUGGUUUUGUGAGCAUACCAAAGACCGGCUCUACCUUUACAUUUACUGCAGUCUUCACAAAUGGCUGCUCCAAUCCAAAUGAGUAUAAAAGCCAGCAAAUCGACAAUAAAUCCAAUCCUGCAUCCUCCGAACUUCAGGGCAUGACGGCAUUAGUUGUGGACCACAGACCUGUCCGGGCCAAGGUGUCAAGAUAUCAUAUCCAACGCCUUGGAGCUCGUGUUGAAGUAGUUUCUGAUUUGAAUCAAGUUUUGCCCAACAUAAGCAGUGGCAAAACAGUUACCAAUAUGAUCCUUGUAGAACAGGAGAUUUGGGAUAGGGAUUCAGGCAUUUCAGCUCUUUUUACUAAUAAUUUAAAGAACUUUGAUCGUGGAAUUCCACCCAAGUUGUUCCUUCUCGCUAAUUCUAUCGGUUCAUCCAGAACACAUACUGCAACUUCAAGUGCUUGCACACCUCUAAUUAUCAUGAAGCCCCUGAGAACAAGCCAGCUUUCUGCCUCAUUACAGCGAGCCAUGGGUGUAGGGAACAAGGGGAAUCCCCGUAAUGGGGAGCUCCCUGGUCUGUCUCUCUGUAAUCUUCUUCUUGGUAGAAAAAUCCUUAUUGUGGAUGACAAUAAUGUGAAUCUCAAAGUAGCGGCUGGUGCUUUGAAGAAAUAUGGAGCUGAUGUGGUCUGUGCAGACAGUGGGAAAAAGGCAAUCUCAUUGCUUAAACCACCUCACCAAUUUGAUGCCUGUUUCAUGGAUGUCCAGAUGCCGGAAAUGGAUGGGUUUGAAGCUACCAGAAAAAUUAGGUACAUGGAACACAGUAUCAAUAAUCGGAUUCAACAUGGGGAACUAUCUGUGGAAGGUUAUGCUAAUAUUUCAAAGUGGCAUGUUCCCAUUUUGGCCAUGACGGCAGAUGUGAUCCAGGCUACACAUGAGGAAUCCCUAAAAUGUGGAAUGGAUGGGUAUGUUUCAAAACCAUUUGAAGCUCAACAACUUUAUAGGGAGGUUUCACGCUUUUUGUGAUCAGCUUCAAAUGGGAAUCCAUGGUGAGAACUUCUAUUCUAAAGGCUUGCUGCUGAGGCAAGCAUGACUAGUGUUCUCGUGUGUGCUUACUAAUGCUUAAAUGGGUACAGAGUUCUUCCCAAUGGAGACAUUAGCUUUUUGGUGGCAGUGUAUAUUAGAAGCCAUGCUUGAUUGAUUGGGAUUGAGUUUUUGUUGAUUUUCUUAUGAGGCAGAUAUAGAAGACAGUUCAUUUUUCACUUGUAAAGUUCAUCUCAUUUCCAAGCUUUUCAUCAAGGAUCGGUUGUUUGAGAUUUAUCUGCUGCUAGUACAGGCUCUCUGAUAUACCUCAAAUUCAGAGAUACUAGUUGAAAAUGGUCAACGAAAUAUCCCCUAGACUUUGAUGUAUCAUAGAACAUGUGGGGUUUCGUCCUCUUCGCCGCACAAUAAUUAAAGUUUCGAUCCUUGGAAGAGUUCUCACUUCUUUGCCGGGUGUCAAUGCUUGUAUUAUAGUAAUUUAUCAGUUGAAGGAAUGAGAAUAUAGCUUCUCAGCAACGGGAGAAUGCAUCGUGUAUAUUCAGACUUCAAUAAAGAUGGUUGAUGUGUACUGAUAGAGCAUCCUUUUCUUUACAUUUUUUUUUUUUUGUCUAACAAAGAGAAAAGUUUGUUCGACUGAGGAUUGAUGUAACUACGACAUUGUAUAAAUUCCGAGUAAAGUCACAAUUCUUGCCUGAUUUGUACA
Molecule: messenger RNA, 3814 nt
Organism: Juglans regia (Persian walnut)
Lineage: Eukaryota; Viridiplantae; Streptophyta; Magnoliopsida; Fagales; Juglandaceae
Product: histidine kinase 3
Exons: 11
Coding region: 1-3096 (1031 amino acids)
Biological process (GO): phosphorylation; phosphorelay signal transduction system
Molecular function (GO): phosphorelay sensor kinase activity
Source: RefSeq, a predicted model, not a curated record